AUGGCAGAAGCUACCAAAUCAGGUGAGAGACUCAUCAAGGCAGAAGAGGUGUUGAAGCACCAGAAAGAAGGCGAUUUGUGGCUGAUUAUUGACGGUGAUGUUUACGAUGCUACUAAAUUUGUUGACGAGCACCCAGGUGGCGAGGAAGUCUUACAUGAUGUUGCCGGAACAGAUGCCACAGAUGCAUUUGAUGAUAUUGGUCACUCUGAUGAGGCCAGGGAGAUUCUUAGUGGUCUAAAGAUUGGAAAAUUGGAUGGAGAUCUUCCUACUGGUAUUUCAAGCAGUGAUGAGAAAGGUUCCAAGGGUUCCCAACAGUCGCAAAUUCCUUUGUUUGCAGUUACUGCUCUUCUUUUGGCACUCAUUGCUCUUUUCUACGCUAAGCAGUAA
Messenger RNA from Brettanomyces bruxellensis, 387 nucleotides. RefSeq lists its product as uncharacterized. Gene Ontology annotation, cellular component: intracellular membrane-bounded organelle; endoplasmic reticulum membrane. The coding region runs from base 1 to 387 and encodes 128 amino acids. The transcript has a single exon. Lineage: Eukaryota; Fungi; Ascomycota; Pichiomycetes; Pichiales; Pichiaceae. Gene Ontology annotation, molecular function: heme binding. The record is from RefSeq and is a predicted model, not a curated record.